AUGCCCGGGUCACUAAAUUGUACCUCUAUAUCCCCAGAGUGCCCCGUUGAAGCCACUAUCUACGGUUACACACCCUCUCUAGGCUUCAACGCAUUUUUCCUCGCCUUUUUCACGCUAGCAGCUAUCUAUCACCUAGCCGCCAGUAUCCGUUACAAAACAUAUUUCUUCGGUAUGGCCAUAACAAUUGGUUGUCUGGGCGAAAUAACCGGAUACAUUGGCCGAAUUCUCUUACACAAUAAUGCCUGGUCAGACAUCGGAUUCGAGAUCCAAAUCUCCUGUCUCAUUUUCUCGCCUAGUUUCGUCGUUGCUAGUGUGUAUAUUACGCUUCAACAAAUUGUGCAAACUUUUGGCACAGAAAAAUCGAGGAUCCCCGCAAGAUUUUAUACUUGGGUGUUUAUUACUUUUGAUAUUCUCUCGUUGUUACUACAGGCUAUUGGUGGAGGCAUCGCUGCCAGUGCUGGUGAAAACGAAAAGACGAGAGAUUUGGGGACGAAUCUUAUGAUUGCGGGUAUCGUGUGGCAGGUCUUUACUUUAAUCGUUUUCGCUGCCUUGGUUAUUGACUACGUUCUCCGAACGAGAAAAUCAUGGGACCAAGUGCCCGAAGAUACGAGACUCAUGGCUGCAAAAAGACCCUUCAAAUUAUUUUGUGUUGGAAUCAGUGUGGCUUUCGUCACCAUUUUUGCGAGAUGCGUGUAUAGGAUUGCAGAGAUGGUCCAGGGUUGGGCAAAUCCAAUUAUGCGUGAUGAGGCAGGGUUUGUUGUUAUGGAAGGAUUUAUGAUUGUUAUCGCUGUAUCAUCCCUUGCGAUCUUUCAUCCUGGAUGGUGCUUUCCUCAAAUUUCUAAAGGGGCCCACACCAAUGGAGAAAGUAUCGAGAAGGCAAGGCUGGGGUCUAAGUCUGAUUCUGUAUGAAUGCAAAACGUGAUAGUAUAGAGAUCUCGUGGCCAUUUUGGGUGUGUAGAUUAUUAGAUGGGCAAUGCAAUACUCGGGUUUAGCAAGAUUUGGAGUGGAAUGGUCAGUUAUACCGAUCUGUGGGUGAAAACAUGGAAUGAUCUCUGAUACUUAGUAGAGUGAUAAUAACUACGUAUUGACAUUAUUCUUG
Molecule: messenger RNA, 1099 nt
Organism: Botrytis deweyae
Lineage: Eukaryota; Fungi; Ascomycota; Leotiomycetes; Helotiales; Sclerotiniaceae
Exons: 2
Coding region: 1-909 (302 amino acids)
Cellular component (GO): plasma membrane; fungal-type vacuole
Source: RefSeq, a predicted model, not a curated record